CGCUACGAGUAAUACAAUACGAGGAAAUCUGUAACGCUAUCAAUAAUUACUAUACAACGAAAGUAGGUGUUGAAGUCUGUCUCUGUGCUCUCUCUCACUUUCUCACAAUUUGGAUGGGAAAGCCUUUACCGUACUCGUGUGCGCGUUGACUGUUUUACAGCGCGCUUCGAAGCUCAACACAAAAAGGAAAAGACUGAAAAUGGCGUUGAAGCUCUUCGCAACGUCGUCGUUUGUAGGAAUUGCUGUUUUUGUUACUCUCAUCGCCUUCCUCUUCACCUUUUAUAUUAAACCCCAACCUCAACAGAGAUUGUUCAGUGCUGAAGAACUGGCUUUGUACAAUGGAACUGAUGAAGGCCUACCAAUCCUCUUAGGAAUUCUUGGAUCUGUCUUUGAUGUAACAAAAGGAAAAUCUCAUUAUGGCAUGGGAGGGGGUUACAACCAUUUUUCUGGAAGAGAUGCUUCCCGUGCGUUUGUUUCAGGAAACUUUACAGGAGAUGGCCUCACUGACUCAUUGCAGGGAUUAUCCAGCACCGAGGUUAAGAGUGUUGUUGAAUGGAGAGAUUUCUACUUUCGGACCUACACAUUUGUUGGUAAACUUUUGGGUCGCUACUAUGAUAGCGAUGGAAAUCCCACAAAAUACUUGAAAGGAGCUGAAGCAAAGGCAAGAAGAGGUUCACAGCUUUUGGAGAAACAGAAGAGUGAAGAAGCUAAGCAACCUAGUUGCAAUUCAAGAUGGAGCCAGGAUGAUGGUGGAGAGGUCUGGUGUGAUGAUGGCUUCCCGAGGUUAGUUCAGAGGCCUCUAGAAAUUGCAUUGACUGGAAAGAUGAGCAAGAGAUGUGCCUGUUUUAGACAAGAUCAACUUGACCAGCCAGGGUUGGAAGUCUACGAAGGAUGUGAUUACCUUGCCAAGACUUGCCGAGUAUAGAAAAGAUCUUGUUAAAUUCUCGACACAUUCAUUCACAUUGGGGGAAAAAAAUAAAGAAAAAAGAUUUCGGAUGAAGAUGAAGAUAGAAACAUGAUGCAAUAUGUCUAGUUUAAAAACUGCCCUCUAUUCUGCAUUGGAUGAUUUUUGUAAUUACCCAUUUGUAUUUAUCUUCUAUAAUUUUAACAUAUAUGAUAUUUUAGCGGGAUAAUUUGUUUAACCUUGGUUUAUGGCAAUAUGAUUGGUUACAAUUAUUUAGGGCGCCAA
Molecule: messenger RNA, 1189 nt
Organism: Ziziphus jujuba (common jujube)
Lineage: Eukaryota; Viridiplantae; Streptophyta; Magnoliopsida; Rosales; Rhamnaceae
Product: membrane-associated progesterone-binding protein 4
Exons: 8
Coding region: 200-925 (241 amino acids)
Cellular component (GO): membrane; endomembrane system
Source: RefSeq, a predicted model, not a curated record